Molecule: messenger RNA, 10438 nt
Organism: Cinara cedri
Lineage: Eukaryota; Metazoa; Arthropoda; Insecta; Hemiptera; Aphididae
Source: the annotation of a GenBank genome assembly
AUUCCAGCGUCUAGCGUGUGGGACAUUACGUCGUGUGUCGGGUUAUUGGUUAGUUUUAAUAAAUUUUUUCAUAAAGACUGUGCGUUAAUAAUUUUUGAUAACUAGUACAUUUAAUUUGUACAUUGUACAUUGUACACGUAUUACGGAUUAAAGUGGUCAUAAAAAGAAACGGAGGUGAGUAAAUUAUUUUAUAUGACUAGUAGGUAUCAAUACAAUUUGUGAUUGUAUUUACUCAUACAUAUUCAAUCAAAAUGUCUUAUUAUCAUCGUUUUGUAGAAUUAAAUGCAUUCGAAUAAAUGUACUCAAAACUAUAUACUAGUAAAACUACUAUGUUAAAAUAUUUUCAAAUAUAAUUUGUAUUAUGUAAUAAUUAUGGUUCAGGACUUCUUGCAUUUGCAUUUUUUUCGUAGCUGUCGUAAAUUAUGUUAGGUAAGCUGUAAAUUUAUUUUUAUGGAAUGCCAAAAUUAAAUACAAAGUUUGAAUUAGCAUAUUAUCGCAUAUUUUAUCAUAUUUUAAGAAAAGUACUUAUUAGAGUAAUUUUUACUAUAUUUGUGUAUAUUUCGUAUGUUUUUAAUUUGUAUGUAACUAAUAUUGUCGGUUAAAUCAUAUUUGGAUAACAUUAAAAUAUAUUUAUUUUCGAUUAAAUUACUUUGGGGUAGGUAGGUCGUAGACUCGUAUUUGCAUGUCUCUACAAGUCUCUUUAUCCUUGUCAAUUAUAAAACACUAAAUUACCUCCCUAAGAACAUAUAAUAUUUUUCGAAAUUUCUUUUUGUAUAAUUUGAGAUACUUAAAUUUUACAUGUGGUUAAUCUAACCUUCCCUUAUAUUUGGUGGUAAAAGUUAAACCACUAAGUACCUAUUGAAUUUUGAUUUUUAAAUUGUAACCAGUAGUUUAAAAAUUUGACAAAGAUAUGUUUUAAUUAUUAAAGAUUUUGAUGUUGAUUUGAUUUAAUGUUUAGUUACUUAACUAUAUGAAUUUUAAAAGUUACCUACGCCUUUAUUGAAGAAAAAAAAAAAUUAAUAAAUAUUAAAUGUCUUCAGAAUAUAAUUUAGAUACCUACUUAAUAUUAUGAUUAUAAAUAUUUCUAACAGGUUAUUUUAAAACAAAAUUGUUUAUAAACUAAGAGCCCAUUCUCACCAACGUAAAAAUAGAGUGUUUAUCUGAUUCUUAAACUGAGUUUAUGGCUGAUAACUGACCAUGAUUGGUCGAUUAUCUUAUAAACUCUGUUAAACUCAACAUUUACGUUGGUGAGAAGGGGCCUUAGUGAAAUCUACUAUCUCAUACAAUUUCAAACACUCUGUAGGUUAUAUUAUUAUAAUUAAUUUUAAUAACGCACAUAUUUUACAGUUCAGCCAUGUACGGAACUUCUACCAACUUUGCCAUCAACAAAUUGAAUGCAACUACGAGGUUUCUACAGUUACCUCAGCCAGAAAAUAAAGUACAAGUCACAUAUGUGUGGAUUGAUGGAACUGGUCAAGAACUUAGAGCUAAAUCCCGUACAUUAGACUUUGUACCGACUAAAGUUGAAGGUAUGUAUCGUGUGUACACAUCCUAUUUGAUAUAGUUAGAAAUAUACAAUACUCUAGUACAAAAAAUAUCAACACAUUUCUAAUAUACUUACUGAUGUGAAUUAUUCUAAAAUUAUUGUAAAUGUAUAUAAAAAAACUAUUAAAAUAAUUAUUUCCUCAGUUACCUAUUUCUAACUAGGUCAAUCUGUUGAAACCAAAGUUAAAAUUUUUAUUUAAAGCUUAGGCUUUCCACAUGUGGCUAAAAUGAAAGAAAAUAAUCAAUUCCUCUAAAUAUUAUUUUCUGAAUAUAAAUUUAAUAAUAAAUAGAUAAAAAGUAAAUUGAUAGGUAAUUAUGAAAAAAAAAGGUAUGAUACCAAUACAUAAUAACUUUCAAGCAUGAAAUGAAUAAAACAAGUUCUGUUUUAUUUUAUUCAUUUAUUUAUUUAUUUGUGGGGAAAAAAACCUUUAUUUUCAAAAUCUUAAGCAUAAAUACAACAGUAGUAGGUAUAAAGUGAACUAUAAAUAUGUGUAUAACAGGAUAAGAAUAAUUUAUAUAAAAUACAAAAAGUAAUAUGAAUUAUAAUAAUAAUAAUAAUAAUUACAAUUAAUAUAAUAAAACAUAGUAUAUAAUUUGGUUACAUAAUAAGAUUAAAUCAAAUUACAAAUUUGUGAUUUCCAUUCCUAUGACUUGAAAUGUUGAUAGAAACCUUAUAUUUCUCUUUUAUAGACAUGGUAAAAUUUUAAAUUUUCUAUUUAAGUCACUUUUAAGUUAUUAGACAUUUUAAUUUUGCAAAUAUUUUAUUUUGUAGGUUCUCUGUAGAUACAAUUGAUAGACCAAACAGAAAUGCUUGAUAAUUUAACAGGAGGUUCAUUAUAAGUUUUACUUAGUGGUCAACAAGAAAAAGUUGAGUUUAAAGUAAUCAUUUUUUUUUUUUUUUUUUUUAUAAGAACUUUAACGCCAAAAUUUGAUGAAAAUCGUAAAUAUUACAACCUUUUAUACAUGUAUAACCAGAAUCGUUUUUGUUAACAAAAAUUAAUCAUUGCGUACAGACAUACAUUCAAUUUCCCUCUAUAUUCUACCUUCUCAACUUCUCACCUAUAAAAAUAGUCCACCUAUUGUGCGAAAUAUGUCCAUCUUUUUUCCAUGUUUUCUACUAUAUUCAUCAUAAUAAAAGUUCAAAUUCAUUAUAUAUACAAUAAAUUAUGUAUGAUAAGGUCUUCAUGCAACUAAGUAUAAUAAAGGUGAAUAUAUAAGGUGGACCAGCUAGGCAAAAAUAAUGACUCAUAUAUUUAUUACACCAGCUAUUUCCAUCACUCGAGUGCGCUGUUAAUAAUAUAAAAACCAAGCGAUUUAACUUGAUUUUGCCUUUUUAAACAUUAUUAUUAUUUGUAUUUAUCUUUAUUUGACACAUUACAAUGUGCCUCUACAUUAUAUUAAUAAAUAACAAAUAACAAAAAACUCUUAAAUUGUUAAUUUUUUAGUAUUAGGUACAUUGAUAAUAUGUUAAGAGUAAAAAUACUAAAAUUAAAAAACUCCUACCUAAAGUCAUGUUAUUAUAAAAGAACAAAUAUGCAAAAAUUAUAUUUUAUUUUAAAAAUAAUCACUUAUUAGUAAAAAAUAAAUAAGUUGAUAUUUUUUUAAUCGCAUUCAGCAUUAUUUUUAUCAUCAAUAUCUUUAUUUUUUCAUUUCAUAUUUUUUGCAAAAAUUAUUCUAGUUGUCAGGUAAAACUUGGUAAUAUGUUUAGAAAGCUGAAGUGAAAAAUGGGAAAAUGUACAAAAUGUAGGUAUUAGUAAAAAUAUAUUACAGCCCUUUUUUUUCCUGUGAACAAUUUUACUCCAAUUUUCAAUUAUAUUUUUAAUUAAUUUUAAGACCAUUAAGGUCAUUUUUUGAUUUUCCUAGCUAUUAUCAUAAUAAAUUGGAAAAACUGGGGGAAACGGGAAAAUAGGUACAAUAUUAAGGAAAAUAUAUAAUGCAUAAAUAUUUAUUUUACCAUAAUAUGACAUAAAUAUUGCUGACAAAACCACAUUAAAAUCUAACUCUGUACAGAAUCAUUUUUCAUUAGCAAUGGUUAAACAUUGCGUACAGAUAAACAUUGAAAUUCUCUUCUACUACUUUCCCAAUUUUUUAUCUACAACAAUGGCCUACCCACAUGCGAAGUAUGUUCGUAUUUUUAUUUCUGACAUCACAACCUGGAAUAAAACAUUUGUUGUUUUUACUAAUUUUAAGUAUCAAUUAGCUAGGUAAAAUAUAAUAAUUUUUGUUUGAAUAAAUAAUAAUAAUUUAUAGUAUUUUGUCAACAGCUAUUAAUAAUUACAAAUUUUCACUAUUUUUAGUAGGUACCUAUUAUAAUACUCAGUUGAUGUGAUAAAAAUGAAAAAAAAAAACAACUACUAUUGUUAUUGUUAUCAUUGUAAAAAUUAUAUUCAAAGAAUAAAAUAAUGGUAUUUUUCGGUUAUCCUACUCACUUUGUCGGCUGGUACAGUAUGAAUGUACCAAAAUAAUACCUUAAUAUGUUGUGUCUAUUUUACAAAAUAUAAUUUUUUUUUUUUUUUAAUUAUAUAUUAAGAAAGCAUACAAGAAUUGGCCUAUCUAGAAGAUUCCUGAUUUGUCCAUGGGCCAAUCCACCCUGUAUUAUGGGUGGAAUAUAAGUAUCUACUUAAAAAUUGUUUACUUUUUUUUGCAAUUUGUAUAGACACUUAAAAUGGUACCUAUAUUAAUUACUAUUUAAAUUGUAAAAUACAAUGUGUUCUUCUAAGAAAUAAAUUUUGAUUGGUAGGUCAUAUUUAUAAUUAGUAAAUAAAUCAAAGUCAAAAUUAAUCGUGCUAUCUAUAAUUUAAUUCUAACAACUUAAAGUAAGUAACUUAUUUGUUUAAAAAAAUAUUUAUAUCUAAUAUUCCAUUGCAGAUCUCCCAGUGUGGAAUUAUGAUGGAAGCUCCACAUACCAAUCCCAAGGGGAAAAUUCUGAUGUAUUUUUACAUCCAGUAGCAAUUUUUAAUGAUCCAUUCAGAUUAAUGCCCAACAAACUAGUCAUGUGUGAAACAUACAAACAUGACCGCACUCCAACUGGUAAAAUAUUAAAAAUUAUGUUAACAGUAGACUUAAAAUAUUUUUUAAAUAUACAUUUAUAUAGAAUCAAAUUAUCGUAAAGUUGCGGAGGAAGUAAUGAUAAGAGCUGCAGACCAAAAACCGUGGUUUGGGAUCGAACAAGAAUACUCCUUGUUGGACACUGAUGGUAUACCAUUUGGAUGGCCAAAGGAAGGAUUGCCGAGUCCUCAGGUAUAUUUAAAUAUUUGCUCUUCAAUUGUGUGUUAAAGUGGAUAUAAAAUAUUAUUUUCUAAUAUAUCCAUUAUAUUAUUGUAGGGACCUUACUAUUGUGGUGUUGGCUCUGAUAAAGCCUAUGGACGUCCAAUUGUUGAGGCUCAUUAUCGCGCGUGUUUGUAUGCUGGAAUCAAUAUAUCUGGAGAGAACGCAGAAGUUAUGCCAUCCCAGGUAUAUUCAUGAGUGUAAAAUAUUCUUUUAUCCAAUCUGUAUUAAAAAAGUGGUGUUGCCAGUUAAAAAUCAAAAGUUUACUCUUUUAAGUGUAGCUUAAAUAAUUAUUUUUCAUUAAUGAUUGAAAAAAAAAACAAAUUUAAUUUAUCUUAAAUCCUUGAAUCAUGCCUACUUUUUUAUAAACUCCAAUCAGGUUAUAUUACCAUUAUACUGAUACAUAAUUUCAUGGAUAUAAUUUUCUAUUCUCACAGUUAUCUGUUGUUUUUGUGUUUCAUUUGAGCUAAAUAUUUUGAUCUAAUUAUCAGUUUGUAUAUUUUAAAAAACUUCCUGAAAUUGAAAAAUAUUUAAAUAUGAAGAAUAGAACAUAUUAUUGAGUUUCAAAUUAAACGAUUCACAAGCAUUAGUGGUACACAUUAAACUAUUGAAAAACUCAGCCAAUUUUUUGUACUGUAUUUAUUUUUAAGAAAGCUAUAAAAAUCAUUUAAUUGUUGAUUACAGUAAGUUCCCGUUACAACGAUCAUCAAGGGACUGAUUUUUUUUUCAUUAUAACUAAAAUUUCGAAUAAAAAAAAUUUAAAAACAUUAUGUUAUUCAAAUACAAAUAAAUAAUUCAAAUGAAAAUAAUUUGCGAAAAUAACUUUAUUACAGAUAAUCCACAAUUUUUUUUUUGAACAAGGUUUGCUGUUUUAAUAAAAAGUAAAUAAUUUUGUAAGUGGUGAAUGUUUGUAAAUAUGAAGUCCAGUACAUCACUUUGUAAUGAAAUGAAUGUUCGCAUAACUUCCAAACUUGGUAAGGCUUCUGAUGAAGUGACAUUGCGCACAUCGUCUUCCAUCACAGCUUCUUCAUGUUCACUACUUUCAUCGUUGGCCUCAUUUUUGCUGUCUUAAAUGGAUUAAAUGAUAUCUACUUCAGUUAGUUCAUAACAUGUUGAAAUGUUGUCAUCUGCACUGAGAUAAUCUUCUAAAUUUACAUCGUCAAGAAGCCAGGUUUUCUUUUUUGCAGUGAUCCAAAUUUGCUCUAACCCAGAUUGUUGGGUUGACAUGUUUCCAAUAGUUAGUUAUCGUUGAUUGACUAAUAUCAUUCCAAGCUCCGCAUAUCCAUUGAUAGCUUCCUUCACAUUGCAUUUUCUUUGGAUAUUUUUCUCCAAAUCUCAUAAAAUUUGAUGUAACAAAAAAGUUCUGAAGCGUGAUUUUACAGAUCUGAUAAUACCUUGGUCAAGAGGUUUAGGUACAACUGUGCAGUUAGGUGGGAAAUAUUCCACGCGAAUGUUAUCCAAUUUUGGUGGUUCAUUAUGUGAAGCACAGUUAUCGAUAAGUAGAAUAAUUUUUCUGUUUUUCUUUUUCAUUUCUUUGAUCGAAAUCUAUCAACCAAUCAGUAAAAAUUAUUUGUGUCAUCCAUGCUUUCUUGUUAAAUUUAUAGAUACAUUGCAAUGAUUUACAGUUUUUAAAACAACAAGGUUUUGCGGAUUUGCCGAUGAUGAAUUUUUCUCCAUUCCUGAUUUGUUACGACAGAACAGAGCAGUGAUGUGUUGUUUGGAAGCUUUACCCCCUACACACUUGUCUCCUUUCUGGGCUAAUGUCUGUUAUGGUUCAAGCUAAAAAAACACUAUAGCUUCAUCGGCAUUAAGGACAUCAUUCAGGCUGUAUUUAUUGAUGAGUGUUGCAACUUCUCCAUUUCGCCGUUCGUUAACAGAAUUCACUGGUAUGUCACUCGCCUCUCCAGAAAUGCAUUUGGUCGCCACACAAUACCGCUCACGAAAAUGAUUUAACCAUCCGACACUUUCUUGGAAAUUCUCAACUUCGAGUAUUUUAGCAAAUUCUAAGAAUUUUUCUCGAAUUAAAGGACCAGUCAGAUGAACGAACAUCUUGAAACCAUUUGAAUACCGCUGUAUCAACAUCUUCAAAUUGUGCCUUACACAUCCUUUUUCUGCUCAGGACAAAAACAAAAGUCUGUAGUUGUUUCAAGAUGCUUUCUCUGUCCUUUAAAAUGGUUGACAAUGUUGAUGGAAAUAUGCCAUAAUUUUUUGCACCUCGCCUUUCUUCAAUCUUUUGUCUACUUCAGAAAUUAUGUUUUUCUUCUCUUCCAACGGAAAUUUCUUUCUUUUCAUUGUAAGACCCAUCACAUACAUAUGUACAAUAAAGAACAAGCAUAAAAUAUGAAAAAUGACUUACAUGUGAGCUUUAUGAAAAUAUACACCCGAGUGAUUAUGUCGCGUUAUCAAUUGAUGCGGAAUAACACAGUCACACAUAAUGGCAAUUUAAUGACUAUAAUUUCAUUACAUUGUGUGCUUGUUAUCUUUAGAUUAAAUUUUAAGAAUGGAAAAUAUAUUUUAACCUGUACAAAUAGUUUGUUGUAACAGGAACUUACUGUAUUUGGUUUUAUAGUCUUAUGAAAUCUUCAGAAAAACAUGUUUGAACUUUCUCAGAUUUUAAAGUGAUAAUUUAAAUAAAAAAACAAUUUUCAAAAUUGUCCAAUUUCUGAUAUCUUUUUAAAAAUUGUAUUUAGACCAAAUGAUUGAAUUUUUCUCUACAUAGUUUGGCCCAAGCGAAAAUGAUAGUCUUUACAAACUACUUUGGGAAAAAUAUCUGAAAUUGUCAAGUAUAUUACUUGUUCGAAAUCAGUGUAAAUUAUAUGAGGUGUAAAAGUCAAAUUCAAAUCAAUAAUUUUUUCUAAUGCAGAAAAUGUAUCUUUAUAAAUGUGUAUAGUUUUUUCAGUAAACUAAAAUAAUACUAGUGGUGUAUAAUUUCCAUUUUAAGCUCCAUGAAUAAUGAACGAUUGGUAAAAUGAUAUGGGUCAACUUUCAAAUAUACCAUCAAUAUAUGAUACAUCACUUUCAGUUAAAUAUUUCAAGUUAGUUUGGGUUGGAGAUGAUAAAAUAAUUUUUUCUGAAUUUUAAUUAAGAAACAUAUUUCAUCUUGCUAAUAACUACGUAUACAAAUAAACAAAUUUGAUCUAUAAUGAUUAUAAAUAUAAACAACUACAUUACACUCAACUUAACCUACCUACUUUUGAUUUUCAAAUAUAAUUCUAUAAUAAAAAUUCAAUAAAUAUUUGGGGUAUUAGUUAUAUACAUUUUAAAUUUCUGUUAACUCAACACAUUCCACUUUGAAUUAUUGUUAAUGGAUAGUGGAGCAUCAUUUGUGUGGUAGCUCAGAAGUAUUUUAGUAGUAAUCUUUUAAUAACUUCUCAAUCCUUGUUUUGCGUUUAUCCAUUUUAUAUUAUUAUUGUUAAAUUUUUUUUUUUUUUUUUAUAAUAACCUGAAGUUUUAAAUGAUCACGAACAAAAUUAAUUUUUUGGAAAAACAGGUGAAUUCAUUAUUUAUGAUAAAAAAAAAUCCUAUACAACAAAAAAUUGUAGACAGCUAACUGUGGAUUUUGUAAAAACAAUUUUAGAUUUUGAGCUAAGUGAGUUUUAUACUGAGUACAGAAAUUCUACGAGAAAUCUUUUUUUUAAGUAUCAAGUGUAACACCUUUAAUAGAAAGGAAAUAUUCCGGGGGUGGUACUUUGAUUUUCUCAGGGGUUUUCAUAAUAAAUGAAAAAAAACUUAUGAAAACUGGGAAAAUUUACCAAAAUAAUGUUUUUAUUAUUUUCAAUUCAGUUUUUUUGUUGUAAUUCAAUUUAAAAUCUUUAUAAAAACUUGACAUUUUUACAGAAAACAAUAAUAUAAAUGAAACUUAUUAUUUAUCCUUUCUAGACUGGUAAAUGUUUAAAACACUUGAACCAUUUUUUGAGCUAAUUAUAGAUAUUUUAUUUUUUAAAGUUCUUAUGUAAUUUUUAUUAGGUAGGUAUUAUAUAGGUGCAUUAAUUUGUUAGACAAAACAGAAAUGUUUAAAACAAGAGGUUCAUUAUAAGUUUUUCUUAGUGGUCAACAAAAAAAAGUUGAGUUCAAUGUAGUAAGAAUUCAUGAGAAUUUGUAUCUUAAAUUUUGAUGAAAAUUGUAAAUAUUACGACUUUCAAAACAUGUAUAACCAAACUCUUCUCAGAAUCGUUUUUAACUGAUGAUUAAUCAUUGCUAAUGAAAAAUAUAUCAAGUUCCCAUCUAUAUCUAACCUUCUGACUUCUUACCUACAAUAGUGUUGCCACUUAUUUUGCGAAAUAUGUUGGUCUUUUUUGAUUAUUAAUUAAAAACAUACAACAAAUUAAAAAUAGAGAAAUCAUAACACAAAACUCUAAUAAUUAUUAUUAUACAAUUAUUAAACAGAAUAAAAAUUAUACUAUUAUAUUAUUUAUAUAAUAUUAUUAUUAUAUUAUAUAUUAAAUUUUAUUAGUGGGAAUUUCAAGUUGGACCAUGUAAAGGUAUUAGUAUUGGUGAUCAUUUGUGGAUGGCUCGGUUCUUGUUGCAUCGCGUUGCUGAAGAAUUUGGUAUUUUAGUAACAUUUGACCCUAAACCAGUACCCGGCAAUUGGAAUGGUGCUGGUGCCCACUGUAAUUUUUCCACUGAAGCUAUGAGAAAAGACAAUGAUGGAAUACUGUAUGUUUUGAUAUUAUUAAAUUCAAGGUUUUUAAGAUAUUUUAAUUUAAAUGAUUUUACUAUUUCUAUAGUGAAAUUGAAAAGGCAAUCAGCAAAUUGUCCAAAAAACACAAGAGACAUAUCAUGGUUUAUGAUACUAAUGAAGGCAUGGAUAACAAAAGGCGUUUGACUGGAAAACACGAGACUUCAUCCUUGGAUAAUUUCUCUUCUGGUAAGUCCUUCGCCUUUAUCCUAUAGAAAUAUGGUCUACAGUUAGUCUAAGUACCUAUUAUGAAAAUUAUAGAAAAAAAUAUUUUGGAGGGAACCUCAUUGAAUUUCUGUAUUCUAAAUAUACAGCUCAAUAUAAAAUCAAAAAAACCUUUUUUUUUUCUUUUUCAAAUAACCAUACAUUUUUUAAUAAUUUAUAAUUAAAAAAAUACCUAUAAGACUCCCUAUAAAUUCAAUAUUAUGUAAUUUUACUCUAAAAUUAAUAUAAAGCUAGUUUUACUUAGUCUGUGUAAGCAUUAUUUUUACAUGUUACCUGAAAUUGGACUGAGGCAGUAAAUGUUGGUUUGGUGUCUUCUGAAACAUUUUCAUAUCCAAAUAUAAAUGUAAAAUAACUAUUUAUUUUUUUUUUUUUUAAAUAGGAGUAGCUAACCGUGGUGCUAGUAUUCGUAUUCCCCGUCAUUGUGUUGAUGAACGGAAGGGUUACUUAGAAGACCGUAGACCAGCAUCAAAUUGUGACCCUUACAGAGUAGCUGAAGUUAUGGUACGAACUGUAUGCUUGGACGAAUAAUAUGUAGAUUAAAAAUGUAUCACUAAACUAUUAAAAAAAAAAAAAAACUAUAAUACGGUAAUAUAUUCAUAUAUAAUUUCUUUUAUUUGGUAAAGCUUGGAUCAUUUAAGUACAUUUUAAUUUUUAAAUACAGUUAUUUUGUAAAUUAACUAAAUAUUAUUGUUUGAAUUUUUUUCGGAAUAAAAUACUUUUAAC